Serinus canaria (Common canary) is the source of this 8115-nucleotide messenger RNA. It is a transcript of the gene GRK3, whose product is annotated as G protein-coupled receptor kinase 3. Gene Ontology annotation, molecular function: G protein-coupled receptor kinase activity; ATP binding; G protein-coupled receptor binding. The coding region runs from base 270 to 2336 and encodes 688 amino acids. The record is from RefSeq and is a predicted model, not a curated record. The transcript is spliced from 21 exons. NCBI's taxonomy places the organism in Eukaryota, Metazoa, Chordata, Aves, Passeriformes, Fringillidae. Gene Ontology annotation, biological process: protein phosphorylation; G protein-coupled receptor signaling pathway; regulation of signal transduction.
GCGGCGGGGGCUCCCUCCUUCCUUCCCUGCCUCCUUCCCUCCGUCCCUCCCUCCCUCUGCCGUCCGUCUGUCCGUCCGUCCCUCCUGCCGCCCGCCCGCCCGGGGCGCAGGGCGGGAGGCGGGAGCGGCCCCCCGCGCUCCGCACACGCGCACCGGGAGCCGCUCGGCCGUACCGGCGGAGCCGCCGCCGCCGCCCGCCGCCAACCCCCGCCCCGGGGGCGGCUGCCCCGGUGGAGCCUCCAUCUGCAGCCCGGCGGCGGAGCGGGAACAUGGCGGACCUGGAGGCGGUGCUGGCCGAUGUCAGCUACCUGAUGGCGAUGGAGAAGAGCAAGAGCACCCCGGCGGCCAGGGCCAGCAAGAAGAUCACCCUGCCCGAGCCCAGUAUCCGCAGUGUUAUGCAGAAAUACCUCGAGGAGAGGGGUGAAUUGACCUUUGACAAGAUCUUUCAUCAGAAAAUUGGAUUUUUGCUCUUUAAAGACUAUUGCAUGAAUGAGAUCGAUGAAGCUGUCCCUCAGCUGAAGUUCUAUGAGGAGAUCAAGGAGUACGAGAAGCUGGACUCGGAGGAGGAGCGGCUGUCGCGGAGCCGGCAGAUCUACGACACCUACAUCAUGAAGGAGCUGCUCUCCUGUUCCCACCCUUUCUCAAAACAAGCUGUAGAUCAUGUACAAACACAUUUAGCCAAGAAACAAGUGCCAGCCAGCCUUUUCCAGCCAUAUAUAGAAGAAAUUUGUGAUAGUCUCCGAGGAAAAAUAUUUCAAAAAUUUAUGGAAAGUGACAAGUUUACUAGAUUUUGUCAAUGGAAAAAUGUAGAGCUAAAUAUUCAUCUGACCAUGAAUGAUUUUAGUGUACAUAGAAUAAUAGGAAGAGGGGGAUUUGGUGAAGUGUAUGGCUGCAGGAAAGCAGACACUGGAAAAAUGUAUGCAAUGAAAUGUUUAGAUAAGAAGAGAAUCAAGAUGAAGCAAGGUGAAACAUUAGCCUUAAAUGAAAGAAUUAUGCUGUCUCUUGUCAGUACAGGAGACUGUCCUUUUAUAGUCUGUAUGACCUAUGCCUUCCACACCCCUGACAAGCUCUGCUUCAUUCUGGACCUCAUGAAUGGAGGAGAUUUGCACUACCACCUCUCCCAGCACGGAGUGUUUUCUGAAAAAGAGAUGAGGUUUUAUGCUACUGAAAUCAUCCUGGGCUUAGAGCACAUGCACAAUCGCUUCGUGGUGUACAGAGACCUGAAGCCUGCAAAUAUCCUGCUGGAUGAACAUGGGCACGUGAGGAUAUCAGACCUUGGGCUGGCUUGUGACUUCUCCAAAAAGAAGCCACAUGCCAGUGUAGGAACCCACGGGUACAUGGCCCCCGAGGUGCUGCAGAAGGGCACAGCCUACGACAGCAGUGCUGACUGGUUCUCCCUGGGCUGCAUGCUCUUCAAGCUGCUGAGGGGGCACAGCCCUUUCAGGCAGCACAAAACCAAAGAUAAGCACGAGAUCGACCGGAUGACGCUCACCGUGAACGUGGAGCUCCCGGAUUCCUUUUCCCCGGAGCUGAAGUCCCUUCUGGAAGGGCUCCUGCAGAGGGAUGUGAGCAAGAGGCUUGGAUGCCAAGGAAGAAGCGCACAAGAAGUAAAGGAACAUCCUUUCUUCAAAGGCAUUGAUUGGCAGCAAGUCUAUUUACAGAAGUACCCUCCCCCCCUGAUUCCUCCCCGGGGAGAAGUCAAUGCAGCAGAUGCUUUUGAUAUUGGCUCCUUUGAUGAAGAGGACACUAAAGGCAUUAAGUUGCUUGAUAGUGACCAGGAGUUAUAUAAGAACUUCCCUCUGGUAAUAUCGGAGCGUUGGCAGCAAGAAGUAGCAGAAACUGUUUAUGAUGCAGUAAAUGCAGACACAGAUAAAAUUGAGGCCAGAAAAAGGGCUAAAAAUAAGCAGCUUGGCCACGAGGAAGAUUAUGCCCUGGGGAAGGACUGUAUCAUGCAUGGGUACAUGCUCAAGCUGGGGAACCCCUUCCUGACUCAGUGGCAGCGGCGUUACUUUUACCUCUUCCCCAACCGGCUGGAGUGGAGAGGAGAAGGAGAGUCCCGGCAAAACCUGCUGACAAUGGAACAAAUAGUAUCUGUUGAAGAAACACAAAUUAAAGAUAAGAAAUGCAUCUUACUGAGAAUUAAAGGAGGAAAACAGUUUGUCCUACAGUGUGAGAGCGACCCCGAGUUUGUCCAGUGGAAAAAGGAGCUGACAGAGGCUUUCACCGAGGCCCAGAGGUUGCUGCGCCGGGCUCCAAAGUUCCUCAACAAAUCCCGCUCCACAGUGGUGGAGCUCUCGAAGCCCCCGCUCAGCCACAGGAACAGCAACGGGCUGUAGGAGACACCCACCACCUUCCCGCAGGGAGAGCUGCUUGGUGCACCUGCAGAGCGUCCCAGAAUCCUUGUCAACGAAUGACUUUGUGCAGUGCUGGAGGCGGGAUGUGCCUGGAAGAGGAGGAGUUCCGUGUUUACAGCCUGGCCUGGGGCCAGGACUCUGUCUGCGGCAGGGGGGGACCCUGCCCCUGGCAGCAGCAGCAGCAGCAGCAGCAGCAGCGCUGGAGGUCACCAAGCCCAGAGGCUGCUCCUUGCUCCCCACCCCCGGCGGGGCCGAGCUCCGUCCCUCUGGAACUACUGAUGGAAGGAAGGAAGAGGCUUUGUCCCUGCCGUGGCCUGGCUGGCAGGGGGGUGACGCUCCCGUGGUGACACCGACGGACCGUGGUGGGUGCCCCCCCUCGCUCUGUGGUGUUGCCGUGUCCUCGCCGACCAUUACUGCUGACUCUCGGAUCACCUUGCUCCAUACUGCUGAUGAUCAACAGUGUGACUCUGAUGCACUUCAAAGUACUGAAUUCUUAACUGUCCUGUGGUUUAAAUGUUAUUGCUACUUCAUGGGAGCGUUGAACUCGAAUUAUUCCCUGGGUUUGUUGUACUCACUAAUAGUAGCUACCACCGUUUUGCUUCUUCUACGUAUAUGCAGUACUAUAACUGACACAAUAGAGUAAUAAUUGGUGAAGAGGAAUUUAUGGUAGCUUCAUCUAGUGCUCUGUUGUAUAAAUUGACUAUUUUAGCACAGUUUUUAAAGAGCAGAUUCCUUUUGACAAGUUUACAGUGAACAUAAAAAGACAGUUCUUUUCCAUUUCAGGUCAACUGCACUUUUUAAAAAAAAAAAAGAAAUUAAAAAGAAAUGAUUCAAAUCCAGUGCAUUCUAGAGCAUGUGCUGGGUUCAGGUGUGUGUGGGUACCUCGGUACGUAUCCCGGAUCACUCCUCAGUCCUGGGACUCGGGAUCCUCCUCUGCUGUACACAGGUGUGUUCCCAUAGCAUAGAAAUCCCCAGAAAUCCCCUGGAGCCUGGCCCAGGAGGUUUGUGCACAUAUCACAGCUCAGCUUGGGAAAGGAGCUCUCAUUUUCUGUUCUGAAGAGUUCAAACUGCCCACAGUGAAAGCAGUGUGAGAAAACUGAGCAUGGACGAGCUGAUCAAAUGCCAGCUUUAUGUUAAUCCUACCUGAGGCAUCAGGGUGGAAAGUCUUGCUGAAGGAAAGAUCUCACCCUGAGCUGUCCCACAGCUUCCCCAAGCUGGGCUUUGCCCUGGGUGUUGUGGUGGUUUCUGAGAGAGAGGUCAGGGCUGAACUUAAGCUGUUUUUCCAAUUCAGUGAGCAGCUUAGAGAAGAUUUUUCUUCCCAGCUCUCACAGUCCCUGAAGAGAGUGGAGCUGUGCCUGUGUCAGUGGGAGUAGAAGUUGUGCGUGGCUUGUGGAGCGUGUGUGGCUGUCAGAUCCCCACAGAGUUCCUUGGAGAAAAGUAGGAAAAGUGGCUCUGUUUGCUUCUGCAUGGGAGCUGGGUUUGCUGCACAGCUUGUGCAAACCCUGGCUGACCACCUGGGGCUGCACCAAAGGGAAAAUGCAUUCUGGAAAACACCCCCCUGAGAAAGUGGUUUCUUUCAGUGAUUUCCCCCCCCCCUAUUUAUUUUCUAAAUUAUUCUGUGCAAACAGCACCAGCCUCUCUGUCAUUCCUGUUGAGCAUCUCAGCUCCUCUGCAAGGAGCAGUGUCAGAGGUGAUUGGUGAAAGGUUGGACUUGAUGAUCUUGGAGGUCUCUUCUGACCUAAAAUAAUUCCAUGAUUCUUUGUGUGGUAUUUAAAAAAAUGUUUGGGAUACAAAAUGCCACAUCCUGCUGGCUGUGGUUCAGUUUUCCCUACAAUACCAUGCAAUGCUCUUAUUUUUCUCCUUGAUUUAGGAAAAAGCCCUCAGAUGGUGUUAAAACCUUCUCACAGUUCUUGUGUAACUCGUUUUUACUUCCUUAGUCCCUGCUCAGUCCCAUUCUUCUCCUUCAGUGAUUUUCCAUGGCUGGAUUUCACUCUCACUCCCUGUCAGCAGAUUCCAGUGUCAGUGAGGGAGGAACAGGUCAUCAGCUGGGAAAUUGUGCCUCAAACCCAGAGAUUUUAUAUGAAAUGAAGGCUGUGUAUUGUCUUAGGGAAAUACAUUUAUUUUGAAAUGUGAUGGAAUUGGGAUGGCCCUGGAAUAUUCUCAUUAUUGUGGUCUUUGCUGCCCCGUCCAACCUGCAGUGGGAGGGGCAGGAAAAGAUUUGGAUUUCUUUAGCCAGCUGUGAUUUAUUGACAGUUGAAAAUAGCUUUAUUUUUGUGACUUUUAUCUAACUGUGCAGCUAGGAGAGGAGAGGUUAUCACAGUACAAACUCCUGAAUGAAGGUGGGGUCCCAGUGAGAGAGGGGGCUCUGUGUGGAAGUGCCGGUGUGGAGGGAGAGCUGGAAUUGCACCCUCCAAACCAAGAAAUCCUGGAUACUGCCCCAGACUGCUCCUUCCUGGUGUAGGAACCAGAGUCUCUGAAGUUUUUGUUUUGGACAAAGAUUCCUGGUGGUGUUAAUCUGCAGGAGGGUCUUUGGCUGCGUGUUUGGGAUCUCAUUUAUUUGCCAAUUAUUUUGCAAAUUCAUGAAACUGUUAAAGGAGCAUUUACUGUGGGGUGUUUUUUGUGGUUUUUUUUUUCCCAAUCCUUCAUCCAAGUGUUGGCCAUCCACUUCUCCAAGUGUAAAUCUUCUUCCUCUUAGUUGUGUUUGAUCUUUUUGUGUUCUUGUCCCUGGUCCAGCAGAGCCUCAGCUGCAGGCUCAGGGCUCCUUCCCAAAGUGCUGCUGUGAGAGAAGCUGGAGUAAUGCUAGAGUGGAUCCAGCUGGGAUUGACAUUCCUGGUAUGUUCCCCCACCCCCCAGCAGGCUUCAAAAAAUCUUGGAGCAGGCUAAUAAUAGCUGGAAGUGUGUCUGGGAAGGGAAGCCUGGCAGGUAGGGAGAGAGCAGCUUGGGGGAUAGACCUUGGCUUAGUCACAUUUGAGUUUUCCUGAAUUUCUUGGGGCUGCCCUGAGCAGAGUCAGGAGUUGGACUCUGAUGAUCCUUUUGGGUCCCUUCCAGCUCAGGAUAUUCCAGGAUUCUGUGAUUCAGCACCUCCCCUUUAGAAACCCAGUGGAAGAUUUUCCUCUCCCACUUCUACCAAGGGGGAAAAACCCAAAAAUUGAAUGGUGAGGUUGGGUUUGGCUUUGAGAUAAAUCAGGAUAAAUCAGGUGUGUGCAGCCCAGCGUGGAGGACCAGCCCCAGCACUGUCAUUCCUGGGGUUUGCAGGGAAUCAGCUCAUGAGGAGUGAAAUCCCUGGAGCUCGGAGUUGCUCUUUCCCUGGCAGCUGGUCAGCUUUAGGGACAGGUUCCUUGGUCCCAUGUCCAUAUCCGUGUCCUGCAGCCGUUGGCACGGCGGUGUCACCCCCAGCACGUGGCAGUGACACGGCCACUCCCCCUCUGAGGUGUUUGCACCCAAAAUAUCCCCAGAGGAAGGACUGCUUGAAGUGUACAGUAGACAAGAAAUUAUUCCAGUGGUGUUGAUUAAUAUAAGGAAUGAGUCAGUUCUACGAAUUAAAGAAAAAGAAAAUCUGAGAAGCGUAUUUUGACAAAGCAUAGUAUUAAUUUUAAUAUUGUAAAAAAAAAAAAGGAAAAUAUCUAAAAUAUACAGAGAAAAUAUGUAUAUCCAAAUGUCUGAGGAGUUUCAAGAUAAUCUACUUUUGUUUCCUGUUGGUUUCUAUUCCAUGGUGUACAUAUUGUGUGGAUGGAACAUCGGCUGUUUUAAUACUAUUGUUAAAUUGUAUUUUUAUUUUGUGUUGAACUAAUCAUCACAGACUCAGCUUUAUUUUGUUUAUGUAAAGGUUGCUAUGCUCUGUAGGUAUAAACCCGAGAAUUCUAUUUUAACAGAAAAAGCAUUUUAUAUUAUUUAUUAAAUACAUGUUUCUCCAACUUCUGACAUUCCACAGAAUUUCUGCUCCGUAUCUGUAUGGAAGUGGCAGCUCCUUUCAAACAGGAUCAGCCAGCUUUAUUCUGUUUUUCAUGACAAAGUAGGGAUAGAUUUCCUGAGCCUGUGCAGCCCUUCUCUCCCUUCACAGGGAUUCCAAGCUCAGUCAGGACCAUCUCAGGUGGAAAACUGCAAAUCCACCCCUCUGUGGGAUAUUUCCAAAUUUCUCCUUUAUCCCUCAGCAUUCCCAGAGCAAGUGUUUAUUCACAGGAAUCUGUGCUGAGUUAAAGAGAAUUAAUGACCUGAAUUGGGGCAAGGAGUCAGCGUGGUGUUUGAUCCAGCUCAGCCAUCAGGGAGUUGCAGAGUUCUGUCAUUCCCAGGGGAAGGAGCGAGUGGAGGGAGAGCCUGGACCCAAAAUGUCUUCGCUGGAGAUGGGUUUGGCGUUUCAGGGGGAUCACUUGAUCCUUGAAAACAGGAUCCUGAGGCAGGAGCAGUGCCAGAUCACUGUCCUAGAGCCAGGGCCAGGGCGGGACCCUGCUUGGUGUCACAUCUCAGGGGGGUGGCGGCCACCAGGGACCCUGCAGGGACUGUCCCUUGGCAUGUGGGGAGGGUGACACUCAGGCAGGACCCCUCUGUGGUGCCAUCUCCCCAGGAGCUGCCUCUGCUGGGCACAUCUGGGCACACCUGCAGAGCCAACCCCAGCACCUCUGUCCCCAGUGAGGUACAGAAAUAGCCCUUAAUUUAUCAGGUCACUCAGUUCCUAAAAAUAAUUCCAGUUGUGAGCCUGGCCUGUGCAGUUUGAGGAACACUUGAGGAAUUCACAUUGUGUGCUCUCAGUUUGCACUGUGGUGGGGCUGGGGGUCUGUGCUGGUCAGGGCUGAUCCCCGUGGCAUUUCUGGGUGAAAUGUGGCAUUUUCCAUUGCCACAUUUCCAUUGCCACACUGCUGCUGAAGUUCUCUCUGUGCUGAGGGGGAAUCCCUGCUGUGCUCUCUGGAGUAAUCUCUGCCUUUUUUCCCUGUUUCCCUCUCUGAUCCCAUUGGAUUUUGGGGUGAGCUGUAGCCCAAGCUGUUCCCGGAGGGAGGAAGGAGCUGGCAGUGCUGGUGGCAUUGUGGCUCCUUAGUGUCACCCCUGGAAAGGUGCCGUGGUGGGAGCAGUGCUGCUGGCCUGGGAUGUGUCCAGGCAGGGAUUUGGCAGAGAACCUGGGGACAGCUGCAGGAAGGUGGCUUUGUCCAGGGCCAGGUUGGUCUGGGUUUGUGUUUCCAGGCUGGAAAAGGAGAUGGGCUGAGGUAUGGGCUGGGAAGAGGCUUUCCUGUUGGUAGCAGGCAUCUUCUCCUCAGGGAAAGGGAGAGAGCAGACAAUGGGUGAGAAGGCACCAAAAAAAUGUGUGUGAAAAACAGAAUAAAGCAGGAGCAUCCUCAGAGAGGGGAUUUGUGAGCACUUCCAGUGCCUCACUAGGUCCUUUAAAACAAAAAGGAGCAGAUUCACACGAACAGCUACUCGCGAUGAAGGAAACGAUCGAAAGAGAACCUGUCCAAAAUGUGUAAUUAAUGGUAAGCAAAGCCAGGAUCUGUAAAUAACUUUAGAUAUUGUAUCGAUGAGAUCAUUCCUUGUUUUAUGUACUUGGCUCUUUCCAUAUUUAUUGUGGGGAGGAGGCUCCCAUGAGCUGUGGCCUCGCUCCUCACGGACUGUCCCGGAGUUUACAGCCCCGUCGUGGCGGGUGUGCCACCCUCGGUUCUUGCCGCCAGUAUUUUUUUAACGGAUUAUUUUGGCACAGCUAAGCUGCUUCUGUGUGUUGGUCAGUACAACUGCUCUCCUACGACCAGACCCCAAUAAAAACCGUCCUUUGCGUGUG